Daldinia vernicosa is the source of this 2290-nucleotide messenger RNA. RefSeq lists its product as uncharacterized. The transcript has a single exon. Gene Ontology annotation, biological process: regulation of DNA-templated transcription. The record is from RefSeq and is a predicted model, not a curated record. Gene Ontology annotation, molecular function: DNA-binding transcription factor activity. Lineage: Eukaryota; Fungi; Ascomycota; Sordariomycetes; Xylariales; Hypoxylaceae. Bases 701 to 1882 code for a protein of 393 amino acids.
AUACAAUAUUACAAUAUUUUCGCGACCAGUUGCUGACUCUUUCUGUCUAGGGCCUACCUACUAGUCUACAUAAAUUCAUGUAAAGUCUUGCCCUUUCCCCCCUACACAUCCACCAUUACACAUCUAACAUUACAUCAUAACUUCCAGCAUCCCUCUUUAAUUCGCCAUUACCCUUUACCUAUCUUCAGAGACGACGUUGAAAAGCCCCAACGACAAGAUGAGUCAAGACAGCUUUACCUGGCAGGGACAGAGGUUAGUUAUAGUACCUCAAUAACAUCCUUGAUAGACACAAGAGCUAACAUAAUAUAGCAACCCUGAUUUCAAUCCCCGUGUUCCUACUCCGGGACCCAACGACAUGUAUGCCCAGUACGGCGGCGUUUCCGACCACUUGUCAAUUGGCCAGACAAGCGGCAUGGCAUACAACAAUGUCAGCAGCACGUCUGCUAUGACAACUCCUGGAGGAAUGGCUUCGGGAAUGGCGUCGGCGAGUCCUAUGUCGUCAAUGGGCCUUAUGACAUCCGUGCCCCAUCUGCCCCCUACCCCUCAGCCAUCAAUGUCGCCUAUCUCACCUCUCUCCCCGGCCAUGUUCGGGUCAAUGGCCGCUGCCCCUAUGGGCCAGGGCUACCAAGGCUGGGCAGGCAACAUGAACUUGGCCUUAGCCUAUGGCUCUCAUGUGACCAGUAAGUAACAAUGAAGAGUAAUGAAAUGUAUAAAUUUGCUAAUUCUUUUCAAAGACCAGAACACCCCUGGUAUGCCACUGGGCCCCCAAAGCCAAGGUAUGCCCCACCAAUAUCACAUUGGUCAGGCCCCAAUGUCUGCUCUGGCGCCCACUCCCGGAUCUGGCCCAAUGCCCGCGGCCAGCCGUCCCCUAAAUUCAAGACCGCCUACGGUUGAGCGCCGACCAGGCUUGGCCAACUCUUCCUCCGGAAGUGGCGCCGAUUCUGCUGCGUCCGGUCCGGAGCGGGACUCUGCUCACAGAGUCACGAAGAGACAGGGAAGGAAGAAGCAGACACGGGCCAACAAAGACGGAGAGGGCGACCUGUCAAUUUCGGAUUCUUCCAACCUGCAAUGGAGACCUGGUAUGAGGCAGAUAAAGAUCCUUGACUCAUGGUCCGAGGAAAGAAAGGAGGCGACACGCAUCAGGAACGAGUUGAUCUCGAGAUGCAAGGCCGAUCAUAUCAGAGACCAGAACAGAGUCUCGGCUCGUAAGAGCCGCCAGAAGAAGGAGGAUGCGCUGCAAACUGCUAGAAGUAAUGUGCAGAAGCUCCAAGAGCAAAAUGCGGCGCUAGCCCAGCAGGUCCAGGAACUUGCCACGAGAGUCAACAUCCAGCAGGAUGAAAUCGACAGCCGCGGCCAAACGAUCGCCAUGUUUGCCAGCGAAAAUGCGGCUCUCCAGGAGAGAAUCAACCUUCUGGAGAUGCAAAUCUUGGAGGGCGGCCAGGGCACACAGGGGUUCCCGGCAGAACAGAUACCUGGACAGAACCUCGCUCAGGUUCUACCUCCAUACUCUGGCCAAGUACAGAGUCAACUCCAAGGCUCCAUGUUCAUGCAGGACUCUGCACAGAACUUUACGCAGCGCCGCUCUAACACACCCAUCCAAGCCCAGGGUGAGGCCGCCUCGGAACAGGCUCAGGCUACUCCGUCUUCCCAGAGAGGCCUUGAGAUUCAAGAAGCCCCUCGAGGCGGAGAGCUAGAUCAAGGCCAAGAGGGAGAGGGAGCUGACACCAAUCCAGCAACCUCCGACCUGUCCCCGGUGAACACUUCUCAGUGCCAAGCCAGGCCAGGGGGCCAGGUCAAUGGCGAGAUAGCCGAUGCUGGAGACAUGCCUAUAUUUGAUUUCCAGGUACUUGAUGAUUUCUUGGAUGAUGCUGGCCAGGCAUAAAAACUUCCCGGUCCCGCCACUGCCGGUGAUUUGACAGGUUUCUUUUCGGAUAUUUCGGGGAGUUGGCGCUAUUCUAGUUAUUCUUUCUUGUAUCAUUGUUAUUUUCUUUUGUUCAGGAGUUGGUGGUUCAGGGUUAACGGCUUAUGAUAUGAUACCCAUUGAUGAAUGGAUGAGCCUAUGACGGGAGUUCAUGAGGCGCCUAAGGGAUAGGGGGGAUGCGAGGGGAACAAUGCCCUGGUUACUACUAUUAUUUCUUGUUUCUGUUCAUUAGGUUGAGAUUGGUACCGUUAUUAACAAGAGUAUUUCCUGUCAUGAUCGAUAAUGAGGAACUGUGAUGGUGUGCGUCCCAGUACAUAGUGGCUAUGUUCAACAGCGUCCUUCUGUUGUUGUCUUAGACUAAUAUGCCAG